AUGAAGGACGCCUUCCAUUGCAAUAUCGACAAUAACGGUUCAAAAAAACAACAUCACGCGCUAACCGCGGCAGUACCAUCAACACCGACAGCACCACUGGAGAUUGAUAAACCACCACCACCACCUCACCGCCACCACCUUCUCCUUCUACCACUACUACUGCCAUUGCAGCAGCCACCGCGACGUGGGAAGCGAUCAUGUGGAUUUUGGGUGUGCAUUUGUGUGUGCCAGUGCCUACCUAACUGCAAAUCGACGACGACGAUGCAACCUCAUGACUGCCUGCCUGCUUGCCUGCCUACCCACCCACCUACUCACCCACAAAGCCACUCCAACACCUAUCUGAGCACCCUCCUCCCAUUGGCUCAGGCAUCCGCAUUACCGAAUACCACGCACGCAUUGAUUUGUGACAAACAACACGUCGGUAACACCAAUUAUGUCGCCACCGUGAUGUCGACGUCAAUUAACAAGCGCAUCCUGACGCAAAUUAUCACACCAGUGGGUACACAUCACAUGUUCCACUUCUCCACAACAUCGUCACUCACACCAACUCCACUCCUCUCCUCCAUCCACCAAAAGGACAACAACGCAUCCUCCCCUCCACUCUCCUCCCCUCCCCUUGCCCCACCUCACCUCACUCCGCCUCGCAUCCCUUUGCCUACCCUCACCACAUCCCCAUCAAACAAUCAACAAUCCACUCCAAAACAAAGCAUGGACAAGGCACCUCUCACUACUCCUCGCCUACACAGUCUUCAAAUCAAUCGUCCUCUCACUGCCGCCUUCUUUCCCCUCACCAAGAAACACACACACACACACACACACAACCCCAUCGUAAUGUCACUUGUCACAUGUUUGGCGCAUCCUCAUCACACCGCCUCCACUUCUCCAUCAACAUUGUGCAAGCAUUCCCCACGACACCAAACACUCCACCAGUACUACAAAUGA
Messenger RNA from Echinococcus granulosus, 942 nucleotides. RefSeq lists its product as hypothetical. Lineage: Eukaryota; Metazoa; Platyhelminthes; Cestoda; Cyclophyllidea; Taeniidae. The transcript has a single exon. The record is from RefSeq and is a predicted model, not a curated record. Bases 1 to 942 code for a protein of 313 amino acids.